GCUUGUUUCGAGUGAAGUCCCAGCUGACGGAACAACUGCCAAUACCUAAACCAAACUAAAGACGUGAAACGUCUACUUUACGUUACACGUCAAUUUUUGGAAACCAUCCAUUGAGCAUUUCUUUCGAUUUUCGAAAAUUGCUCUUUCUAAUUUACAGCAAUUAAGGAACAUAAAAAAAAAUAAUAAUCGUGGCAUCAACCGUCUUUGAAUCCAUAUACUGGAGCUGAUGCCACGCAAAGUAAAAGCUUUAUCAAAAGUAUUGUCUUUCCUCGUCGUCUUCUUUAUAGCUCAAGGUGCAGACAGACUUUUUUGUUGGAUGGCUAUUGUUAUGCGCCGCCCAAGAUCCACCUCCAGGUCCAAGUCAAAGCAUAAAAUGAAGGUAGAUGCAUAAGAGUUCAUGAAAGGAGAAUGCGAGUGACUAGGGGUAUUCUAAUGUUGAAGAAAAAAAAAAUCGCUACCGUAGAAACACCAGCUGUUGGGUAAUGGGGAACCAAGAGAAAAAAGGGGGAGGGA
Messenger RNA from Umbelopsis ramanniana AG, 513 nucleotides. RefSeq lists its product as uncharacterized. The record is from RefSeq and is a predicted model, not a curated record. NCBI's taxonomy places the organism in Eukaryota, Fungi, Mucoromycota, Umbelopsidomycetes, Umbelopsidales, Umbelopsidaceae. Bases 227 to 391 code for a protein of 54 amino acids. The transcript has 2 exons.